This is a messenger RNA of Marasmius oreades (fairy-ring Marasmius), 1290 nucleotides long. RefSeq lists its product as uncharacterized. The record is from RefSeq and is a predicted model, not a curated record. Bases 1 to 1290 code for a protein of 429 amino acids. The transcript has 3 exons. NCBI's taxonomy places the organism in Eukaryota, Fungi, Basidiomycota, Agaricomycetes, Agaricales, Marasmiaceae.
AUGGAAGAGCUUAUUCUGCUACACAAGCGUACCGGUAUACGUGCGUUUCUUUAUCUCACAAAGGGUAGCGAGGAUUGCCCCUCUCAGCCAGCAUGGGGUACGACAGAUGACGACGUUCAGUCAUUUUUUCGACGGCAAUUGGGAAUCGAGCCAUGGUCAUUGAUGUCGCAAUUCGAACUCUGGGUGUAUUCUCAAGGCAAAGAAACAACGCUCAAGGACUUCAAGCAACAAAUGUGCUAUGGCGACAACUAUCGUCGCACGUUAGUCCAUACCCACGGAGUGCGGCUCAUUGGAUGGCCAUUCAUGGAAGACCCCGAAGUUCAGAACGAUGACAUCCCAGUUCCAGCUGGCCUUGCACCAGUGCCGAAAAUUAUCAGCCCCUACAGCAUCACGAGCAUGGACGACGUCAGAGUCCUUCAUCGGCGACUCUCAACCGACGAAUGUUACUGGGUUGGCCUCUCGAAUUCUGAAAUCAACGAAGACCAACGCCUCUUUCGGGAACGAUUGGAACGGAACCAACUUCGAGAGGAGAAGAGCGGAAAGAAGCAGAAGGGGAAAGCAAGAAAGAAGAAAAUGACAGGGGUAGAAAAAGGGAGUGCAGAGGUUGUUGAGACUGAUAGCGAGGAGGAUACGGGGAGCGUGGAGCAGGGUGUCUCCGCCUCCGAGACAUCUGCGGUUGCGAAACAGGUGACGAAGGUUGGAGGACGUGGAAAGAAGCGGAAAGGAGUGGCCACUGAGGGCACGGAGAGUCUGGUACAGAAGAAGAGGAAAUGCGCUGCUCAGGACAGUGACAAAUCAAAAGGGAAGAGCAGCUCGAAGCCUGCUGCAAGCUCAACCAAGCCAGCCAAGAAGCGUAGCAUGAAAGUGGUAACGUCCCAGCUACCAUCAGCUGCUACGUUCAGGAGUCACGCCACGCUCUCUGACACCAAUGAAUCGGGUGAUGACAAGAGCCCCUCCCUUCCUGAAAACAGCUCUCAGCACACUUCCAACGUCAGUACAACGUCUACUGCACUCACCACGCCCACUGCCGCUUCCAACGUCGGCUCGCUGUCUAUGGUAUCUACCACACCCAACUCCAACGCCAGCCUGCCAUCCAAUGUAUCUGACAUACCCACCUCUAACGUCGCCGUACCAUCUAUGGCACCCACCAUGCCCAUCUCCAACGUCAGCGCGUCUGUUGUAGCCACACCUUCGCUCCCCAUUGCCAACGUCGACGACAGCCUCUCCCAUUCUUCGUACCACCCUCUCCUUGCACCUGUCAACCCUGGUGCUGCAUUCAUGCAGGCAUAA